Messenger RNA from Ostreococcus lucimarinus CCE9901, 1071 nucleotides. RefSeq lists its product with no specific name. The record is from RefSeq and is a predicted model, not a curated record. The coding region runs from base 1 to 1071 and encodes 356 amino acids. The transcript has a single exon. NCBI's taxonomy places the organism in Eukaryota, Viridiplantae, Chlorophyta, Mamiellophyceae, Mamiellales, Bathycoccaceae.
AUGUCCACCACCGCGCACGCGUCCUCGUGCAUGACUCCGGGCGCCUCGCGCGCGCCCGAAUCCCACUUCCAAAUGUUCGCGCACGACGACGAGUUGGCCGAGCGAGCCUGCGCCGCGGGCGUCGUGCGAAGCGUGUGCGCGGUGACGCUCGACGAGGCCAACGAUUGGCGCGCGCGGUGCGAAGCGGCUUCGUUGACACCGAAACGAGACGAUCGAGCGACGAGCGAGACGGCGCCGAGGCGCGCGCGAGGAAAUCGCCGCCGAGGGCGACGUCACGAGCGUCAGAUCGACGCGGCGCGCGAGCCGACGACGGACGCGCGGGAUAACGCGGAUAAGCGCAUGCUGCAAGACAUCCUGCAAGACAUUGAGGUCGUGGACACCGAAACGCUGAAGAGAUCGAUAGAGACCGAUCGGUUGGCGAGCGCGUUUCGCGGCGUCGUGGACGCGCGGGUGAAGACGAUGAUGGACUUCGUCGUCGCGUGGUGCGACGAAGCGCGCGAUUUGGAACGCGAGUGUCAAGAGACGUACGAAAAGACGUUGGAAUCGACGAUGCGCGAACACGAGCGCGCGUACGCACACCACGAGGACGCCACGCGGCGGUUUGACAAGCUCGCGCAGGUGAAAGACGCGUCAUUGGAGACGCGAAAGGAAUUGGACGCGACGUCGACUGAAAUCGCUGGCUUGGUCGCGACGCUAGAGCGCCUGGAGCAGAUGAUCAAGACGAAGAGCGAAUCCUUCACGUCGUACUUCAACUCGCAGAUUACGUUUUUGAUUCGGAAGUUUGCUGACGGCGCGAUCGACGGCAUGCGCGAGAGCGAAGUCGCGAUCGCGGGGUCCGUGGGAUCCGGCUCGAUCGAGGCUUUGAAGCGAGACUUGCGCGAGUCGCCGCCUAAGAGCAAAAUCGAGCUCGAAUCCCCGCCGACGCCGCCGAAGCUGAUGAUCAAGCGUCGAAGCGCGAGUCCGACCCCGCGAAAACCACUACCGGUGGACGAAGGCGAGCUCGAGGAGGGAGAGAUCGCACCGAUCGAAAAAGGAGAGACGUCGGCGAGCGCUACGGCCGCCGCCGCGUGA